Molecule: messenger RNA, 3012 nt
Organism: Symbiodinium natans
Lineage: Eukaryota; Dinophyceae; Suessiales; Symbiodiniaceae
Source: the annotation of a GenBank genome assembly
AUGGCCACCUUUGCACAAAUCGUGCGAAAGGGGGUCGUGCUUUGGGUGCUGUCCAGCCGUUUGCUGCUCACGACUGCGAACCCAAGGCGGCUCUCGGACUCCACGGAGUGCAACGCCCCGUGCCAGCCUGGCCAGUUCAAGGCCCUGCCCUUGGUGGCGCUCUGUGGAGGAGGCGGUUGCACCGUGGAGGAUGAUAUCCUCAAGGGGAAGUCCCGCCUCUUCAUGCAGCUACCGGUCGGCAGCAGUGGCAUCCGCGUGGAGAUGACCACGCGCCAGACAGAUCAGGAUCUGCAACUCGUUGAUCCUGGGACAGGCGUUUGUGUGGCCGGUGCCGUUGGAGAUACGUGUCCCGACGGCGGACGGCCUGCGAAUGCUGGCACCGGCUGUACAGAUGAGAAUGACUUCUGCGUCUCCUACGCAGGGAUGAACUGGUACUUCUCAGGGGACAAGCAGCUUGCACCCGUGCUCGAGAAGCUCUCACUGCAAGGCAACGUGACGCAACUUCUGAGUGUGUGGGUGGAGGCACCGAGCGGGGGAGAACUCCAGGUCCAAGUCCGGAAUGAUCCGAUAUCGCCAUGCCCUGAUCAACUGCCUGGCUGCCUGCCUUGCGAGCAGUAUGAUCGAUGCGGCGUAUUUGACAAGAAGAUUUGCGAUGGCAGCGCUGUGGUCCUGUGCGAAGCCACGACCCAGACGACGAGCACAAGCACGCAAACAUCGGUCACGGCGACAAGCUCCACAUCUUCCUCCAGAACGUCUUCCACCACUUUCUCCUCCACGGUGACGACGAAAACAGCAACCAGAACAUCAACUUCGGCCACCACUACGUCCACCGCAACCAGCACCAUAUCCAGCACCAGCCACACGCGCACGACGACUCUCACUAAGACUUCCACAAGCACGACAGCCUCGAGAACAUCGACAGGAUCAUCAACAACCACGACACUGACGAGCACUGUGGUCAGCAGCACCACCUCGGCAAGCUCAACCAUCACCAGCAGUCUCAGCACUACGACCACCAUGAACAGCGAAACGACCGAGACCACCUCACAGACAUCUGUUACUACUUCCAGCUUGACACUCACCACUUCAACGAGUACUAGCCAUACUCAAACACAGACUCACACAGCAACGACCAGCUCCACAACCAGAACCAUGACAUCUUCCAGCUCACUGACAUCCUCCACUACUGCCUCCGGGACCACAACAGAGACCAUCUCUUCGACUUUCACAUCGAAGACGUCCACAUCGAGAAGCUCUACGUCGACAACCUCAGCCUCAACAACAAGAACCUCCACGACCUCUACCUCCACGACCUCCACCUCCACGACCUCGAGGUCGACAACCUCUUUGACAGGCACUGCUACCGCUACCGCCAGCACGACGAGCAUCACAUUCACCGGAUCCACCAGCAUCACCGCCACCACGACCUCUUCGACUUCGUCGACCACAACGAGCACAACAUCGUCCACAAGCCUUACCAGCUACACGCAUACUGCAACUGCAACGAUGACCUUCACUACAUCCUUAACUGUGUCGCAAACCACGUUGACGAGCACAAGUUCAACGUUUUCCACCACCUCCGCCACGAUCACCAGCUCUAGCACAACGAUCACUACCACAACGGUCACGCACACGUCUUCAACGAGCACGACGACUACCAGCACUGGGACGUGUGGCUGCUGUGAGCUCUGCAGCCUUGGCGCCCCCCCGGCCGCGAUGUUGGCAGCAUCUGAUGAUGACACAAGUACAGCCCUGUCUGUGGCUGUCCCUGUCAUGCUCGUGCUGCUCCUCUUGAUGCUCCUUCUGACAGGGUGGCUGUGCAAACGAAGAAAGAAGCAGGAUGGGAAGGGAUCCGAGCUUUUCCCCUUUCCCGCGGUUGAUGCCUCUGUUGAUGACGUCCCGAAGCGCCAUGCCAAAGUCGGACCGGACGAGGCUUCAUUUCAAGACUCCCAGGAGCUGUUUGAGCUCAAAAGGCGGAAUCAGAGCUUGUUGGCAGAGCUCUCAGGGCUGAGAGUGGAGCUUGCCACGGCCAAGGGGGCCGCGGCCGAAUCAGCUGCCUUGCUGGAGAGCCGCCGUGCCCAGGAGGAGGCGAUGGCCGCUUCGUGGAACCGCCGCCAAGUCCGCCUCCAAACCAAGGUUCAGCACUUGCAAGCGCUCCUACAAUACAUGGUCUAUCACGCCACAGAGCUGGCACGGGUGGUGCAAGGGGACUGUGCCCAGAAGGGAAAGCUGCACCAUCAGGUGGCGGUCGUAAUGCAGAGGAUCCGUUGGCUUCAGGACGAGCUCGCAUCCCCGGCACACCCGGAGGCAGCCGCAGAGACUCCGGCUAGCCUCGCCUGUACAGGUGCCGAGCCCGCCGAGCCCAGUCCUCCCAGCCCACGCAGCCCAGCCCGAGAGCCGGUCACCGUAGUGCUUCAGCCGGCGGCCGGGUCAGCCGCAGUCAGCCCCACAUGCGAGGAGUUUCCGCCGCAGCCUGCAGAUCCUUCUCCAGCCCCGCUUGCGCCGCCAGCCCUUCUCCUGGCUGAGACAAAAAGAACAUCGGCUGGCUCAGAGCCGGAGCCCUUCUCGGUGGCCUUCCGACCACGAGCUGCGCGCCCCGCGCCAGAUCUUGAAUCGGCUUUCACUUCGACGGCCUCUGGCACCCGCCUCGCUGCUGCAGCAGGUUAUGCGCAGGACCAUGGGGCGCCCUUCCUACCGCUGCUGCCGAGUCAUGUUGGGCACAGUCCCGCCAGGACACCCCCAGAAGCAGCCGACCCUUUGCGCGAGAACCAGCAGGACCUCCGGUCUUUGAGGGACAAGCUGCUACGGCGCCACAACCUGAGCCCGCAAACGUGGAACGACCGUUUCAGGACUUUGGGCCAGUGGACGACCGAGCGAGGGAUCCGGCUGGACGAAGCACAGCAAGCCCUGGAGCGUCGGAUUCGACGAGCCAGCUUAGAACAAUCGGUCAGGCCAAUGUCAGCUUCGAUGCGAGCCUCAACAUAUGCACAUCCAGAAGCAGACGAUGCAUAG